Zymoseptoria tritici IPO323 is the source of this 1842-nucleotide messenger RNA. RefSeq lists its product as uncharacterized. The record is from RefSeq and is a predicted model, not a curated record. Gene Ontology annotation, cellular component: cortical actin cytoskeleton. Gene Ontology annotation, molecular function: actin filament binding. Gene Ontology annotation, biological process: actin filament depolymerization; positive regulation of actin filament depolymerization. NCBI's taxonomy places the organism in Eukaryota, Fungi, Ascomycota, Dothideomycetes, Mycosphaerellales, Mycosphaerellaceae. Bases 1 to 1842 code for a protein of 613 amino acids. The transcript has 2 exons.
AUGGCACUCCAGGCCAUCUGGGCCGCAUCUCCAACCACAACCCGUGGAUCCCCUACUCCGCUCUCCAGUGAUGCCAAAGGCGAACGAAUCGCAUACGCCUCCAACAAGUCCAUCUUCGUCCGCUCAAUCGACGAUCCCGCCGUGUCAAAACAAUACACCCAACACACCGCCCAAACGACCGUCGCCCGCUUCUCCCCUUCGGGUUUCUACGUAGCAUCCGGCGAUGUCUCCGGCAGCGUACGAGUCUGGGACGCCAUGGGCGCGGAGAACACGAAAGGAGAAUAUCACAUCAUCGCCGGACGAAUCAAUGACAUCGCAUGGGACGGAGACAGUCAGCGUAUCAUUGCAGUAGGAGACGGUAAGGAACGAUUCGGACACUGCAUUACGGCGGACUCGGGCAAUAGCGUGGGAGAGAUCAGUGGACACAGCCAGCAGAUCAACUCGGUCAGCAUUCGGCAGCAACGGCCACUGCGAGCGGCGACGGGGAGUGAUGAUACGAGUAUGUGUUUCUUCCAUGGAGCGCCGUUCAAAUUCAACACGAGUGUGCGAGGCAAGCAUGACAAGUAUGUGUAUGGGACGCAAUUUUCGCCGGAUGGAGCACAUCUCGUGACGGUGGGAAGUGAUCGGAGGAUAUGGCUGUAUGAUGGGAAGACUGGAGAGGCGGUGAAGCAGAUUGGAGAAGGCGAGCACAAGGGGAGCAUCUUUGGUGUCAGCUGGGCGAACGAUAGUAAGAGAUUGGUGACUUGCAGUGGAGAUCAGACGGUCAAGAUCUGGGAUGCGGAAGUCGGCAAGUGCACCCAGAGUUGGAGGAUGGGCGAGGAGGGUGUUGUGGGCGUGCAGAACCAGCAGGUCGGCGUGACAUGGCCGAGUGGACGAAGUGAUGGACUGGUCAUAUCGGUCGAUCUGCAAGGCAACCUCAACUACUUCCAAGAAGGCAGUGCGAAGCCCGUCAAGGUCAUUCGAGGACAUCAAAAAGCCAUCAAUGCGGUGGCAUCUGCACCCAACAGCAAAACUCUCUGGACUGGCAGCGCCGACGGCCGCUCACGAAACUGGGACCUCAGCACCGGCGCAGCAGACCUCAUUGACGGCGAGUCGCACUCCAACUUCGUCUCCGGCAUCGCCGCAGAACCCAGCGGCGAACGCAUCUACAGCAUCGGCUGGGACGACACCCUCCGCACAAUCGACGCCUCACAACACUCCUACACAGGCACAGCUCUCAAAACCUCCGGUCAACCCAAAAGCAUCGCCGUAGCCACCAUCAACAACACCCCUCACACCCUCGUCGCCACCGCAGACGGCAUAACCCUGUACGCCAACGGCGCCGAAGUCUCCCAGCACAAAACCCCCUCUCCACCAACCUGCAUCGCCGCCUCCAACGCCCUCAUCGCCACUGGAUCCGACGACAAAACCGUCCACAUCCUCGACGCCUCCACUCCUACCUCCCUCAAAGAACUCACCAUCCUCAAAGACCCCACCUCCGCCAUCUCCGCCCUCGCCUUCUCCCCGUCCGGCACGCACCUCGCAGUCGGCCUCUCCAACGGCAAAAUUUUCGUCUACAACAACACCUCCACCUCCGGAACCUGGACUCUCGAAACGAAUCGCUGGUCCGCUCAUACCGCGCGAGUGACGUCCAUCGCCUGGUCGCCAGAUAGCAAAAAAGCCGUGAGUGGAGCCUUGGAUACGAAUGUUUUUGUGUGGAGUUUGGCGGAUCCGGGGAAGAGGAUCAAAGCGUUGAAUGCGCAUCAGGGAGGCGUGGGUGGGGUUGUGUGGACGGAAGAAGGGAGGGUGAUUAGUUCAGGGGCGGAUGCGGCGGUGAAGGUCUGGAAGGUGGAGGGGUUGUGA